Messenger RNA from Coniosporium apollinis CBS 100218, 2217 nucleotides. RefSeq lists its product as uncharacterized. Bases 1 to 2217 code for a protein of 738 amino acids. The record is from RefSeq and is a predicted model, not a curated record. Gene Ontology annotation, biological process: carbohydrate metabolic process. NCBI's taxonomy places the organism in Eukaryota, Fungi, Ascomycota, Dothideomycetes. The transcript is spliced from 3 exons.
AUGGCGAGCGCAACCGAGUUGAACCUGAGCAACAGGCUCAAUGAGAGCAGGAGUCCGUAUGUCCGAGGACAUAUGAACAAUCCGGUAGCAUGGCAGAUGUGGACACCAGAAGCUCUUGCGCUGGCGAAGAAGCACAACCGACUUCUGUUUGUCAGCAUUGGCUAUGCAGCCUGCCACUGGUGCCACGUCAUGGAGCGAGAGUCCUUCGAGAACCAAGAGAUCGCCAGAAUCCUGAACGAGUCCUUCAUACCUAUCAAGAUCGACCGUGAGGAACGGCCGGACGUCGACCGCAUAUACAUGAACUACGUCCAAGCAACAACAGGGUCGGGAGGCUGGCCGCUGAAUGUUUUCCUCACCCCUGACCUGAAACCUAUAUUCGGGGGAACAUACUGGCCAGGCCCUUCGUCGGCAACAGGGCACCGCGGCCACAUCGGAUUUCUAGGAAUACUGCAAAAGAUUCGGGAUCUCUGGCGAGAUAAGCCGGAAGUUUGCUUAGAAUCCGGGAACGCGAUCACAGAACAACUGCGUGAAUUCGCCAACGAAGGCACUAUCAGCAAAGACAAUGCGGACCACGAAGGCGACGGCCUAGAUCUGGAGCUCCUCGAAGAAUCGUAUCAGCACUUUGAACGAAAGUACGAUAGAAUGUACGCCGGCUUUGGUGGCGCGCCCAAGUUUCCGACGCCUGUCAACCUCUCCUUUCUUAUCCGCCUUAGCCAAUACCCAAGCGCGGUCCAAGACGUAGUGGGAGCACAAGAGUGUGACAACGCGCAGAAGAUGGUCCUCGCGACUCUCAAUGCCAUGACCCGCGGCGGAAUCCACGACCAGAUCGGCAACGGCUUCGCCCGCUACUCCGUAACCCGCGACUGGAGUCUCCCCCACUUCGAGAAGAUGCUCUACGACCAGGGCCAGCUCCUCCAAGUCUACCUUGACGCCUACCUCAUCACCAAAGAUCCCGUGAUGCUCGAAACUGUCCAUGACAUCGCGACCUACCUCACCACGCCACCCAUGCACAGCCCAACCGGCGGCUUCUUCUCCGCCGAGGACGCAGACUCCUACUACCGGCCGCAAGACACCGAGAAGCGCGAAGGCGCCUUCUAUGUCUGGACGCUCAAGGAGUUCCAGUCCAUUCUCGGCGAGCAGGAUGCUGAGAUCUGCGCGCGGUACUGGGACGUGCGUGACAGCGGGAAUGUGAGCCCUGAACACGAUGCACACGACGAGCUUACCAAUCAGAACGUGCUGUGCAUCAGACGGACUCCGGAGCAACUGGCAAAGGUAUACGGCAUGUCUCGCGAAGACAUCCUCCAAAUCAUCGCCAAGAGCAGGCAGAAACUCCUCGAGCACCGGAACCGAGAACGCCCUCGACCAGCGCUGGACGACAAGAUCGUCGUGGGCUGGAACGGCCUCGCCGUCGGCGCACUCGCGCGCACCAGCGCAGCCCUCGCAGCCUCUGACCCAGAGAAGUCCCACACUUACCUCGCCGCCGCCGAGAAAGCGGUACACUUCAUCAAGUCGGAGCUCUUCGACGAGAGCACCUCCACGAUGAAGCGCGUGUACCGCGAAGGCCCCGGUGACGCACCAGCCUUCGCAGACGAUUACGCCUUCCUGAUCUCCGGCCUCAUCGACCUCUACGAGGCGACCUUCGACGACCAGUACCUCCGGUUCGCGGACACGCUGCAGCAGGCCCAGAUCGCGCAAUUCUGGGACGAUGUGGGGGGCGGGUUUUUCUCGACAGCGCCGGACCAGCCGGAUUUAAUUUUGCGCCUGAAGGAUGGCAUGGACAAUGCCGAGCCGGGCACUAACGGUGUCAGCGCAAACAAUCUGUGGCGGCUGGGGAGUUUGCUCGAGGAUGAAACCUAUACGGAGCGGGCGAGGAGGACGUGCGGGGCGUUUGAGGCGGAGGUUGGGCAGCAUCCGUUUUUGUUCUCGAGUAUGAUGACGAGUAUAGUUGCGGAUGUGCUGGGCAUGAAGAGCGUGGUUGUUUGUGGGGAGGGCGAGGAGGUCGAGGAGGCGGUGAGGAGGAUUAGGGAGAGUGCAGGGACUACGAGAACGGUGGCGAGACUGGGGGGUGGGAGUAAGUCGGAGUGGCUGAGGGAGAGGAAUGAGCUUUUCAGGAGCCUGGAUCCGGGGAAGCCGAGGGUGCAGGUUUGUGAGGGAGGGGUAUGUAAGGAGGAGUUGAAGGUUGGAGACGUGGAAAAAGCGUUGAGCCGGUUUAGUUGA